Molecule: messenger RNA, 1544 nt
Organism: Closterium sp. NIES-65
Lineage: Eukaryota; Viridiplantae; Streptophyta; Zygnematophyceae; Desmidiales; Closteriaceae
Source: the annotation of a GenBank genome assembly
GAAACGAUGACAUUCUUUGGUUGGAUUUUUUCCGGCCGCAGACCCAUCAACAGCCGUCGCACAUCGUCGCACGGACUUUCGUGCGAUGCGAUGCAGCUCGCCAGGGUUCGUCUCGUCGCCAGAGUCAGCAAUCAGUGAGUGCGGGCGCGACAGCGCGGGCCAAGGGGGCGAGAAGCCCUGCGGGGGCGGCGACCGCCGAGCGGCUACGGGUGCGGAAGGAGGGCAGCGCGCCGAGGAAAGCGGAGGUACCCGCGCCGGGCGCUGGUCGCGCGAGGGGCGAGCUUGACGCAUUCGAGACGUGGCUGUGCGGCAGGGAGGCGCACAGGGAGAGCGCCAAGGGGGAGAAGGACGGCAGCGGAAGGGGCGCAGGCAGACAGCGGGGCGGCCCAGCGCAACCGUCGUCGGCUCCGACGCCCACGGCUCCGCAGAGAGCGGCGCAACCGCGCCAGCAGAAGGCUAGGCGCGUUCGCAACUCGUAUGCCUCGCUGGCUGACGUGGCAAUGGCCGGCAUGACGUGGAUUGCGGGGCCAGAGGGGGUUAAGAUCGAGGGAAGCGUGCAGCGGUGGAGGGAGGACGAGGGGCGGGAGAGGCGCGUGCUGGUGGAGCGCGCCGUCGUGUCGCUGCAGCUCUUCCUGCCGCUCUCGCUCGUCGACCUGUCGCUGCGUGCCAUGUGGCAGGGGAUCAUCAAUAGGUGGCCUGGCUUGUGUGCGAGUUGGGUGGGAGCGGCGGUGCAGGCGGCUUCUGGAAUCGUGGUUCAAGCACAGGACAACGGGUGGAUGGACGAGACCGCUGUGCAGACCUGGCUGUCCAAGGAGGUGCUGCCCCAUCUGAACCCCCAGCGCGGCCAGAACGCAAGGCGGGCGAUGCUGGUGUUGGACUCCUACCGCGGUCACAUCACCCAGACCAUGCUUCAGUCGUACCGCACGCACAGCAUCACCCCUGCAGUCAUCCCAGCGGGUUGUACGAGCCAGAUUCAACCCCUGGACGUCUCCAUCAACCGGUGCUUCAAGGCUGCUGUGCGAGCGCGCUACGCCAGGUGGUUCAUGCGUGAAGGGAUUCACCUGAAGACGAAGAAGGGGAACCUGCGGAGGCCUCCGCACCCCGUGGUGCUGCAGUGGAUCGCGGAGGCUUGGGAUCAAGUCCCCAAGCAGAUCAUCAUCGACGCGUUCCGCCACUGUGGGAUCUCGAGCAAGCUGGACGGAACAGAGAACCACCUGGUGAUGUCUCACCUGCGCGCCAGGAGCACCACCGAUGUCUCCGCGGACAUGUCUCUCGGGGGGACCACAGGCGACAACACGCGCCUGCUCGGUCGGGCUCCAGAGGAGGAGGAGGAGGCGAUGCAGGCGGAGGGCGUGCGGGAGGUGGCCGUGGCAACCGGCCUGGAGGUGUUGUACCAGGAGAUCCCCAACUACCGCGGAGCGGCGGCCGAGGCUGACCGCAUGAUCGAGCCUAGGGAGACGGCUAGGCAUGCCUGGCGAGUGCCAGACCUGGGUAUAGAGCCUGAUGUUAGUGCAGGUGAGGAGGCGGUGACUGAGGGGGGCUAG